UUCAAAGUUUAGCGACAAAGACUGCCAUAUUUGACUUCGUAGUUAUAGUACAGAGGUUAUAUAGGUACUUCUGGUGCAUAUUCUUCUUGAUUGCAAAUUGUACCACGUGUAACGUUUCCCGAGUCAUUCAUGCAGAUAAGAAAGAUAAAGAAUAUAGCAAAGUGCAGUAAAACAAUGGAAUUGCAGAGUAUUGUCCACUCUUUUUUAUCCAUAAUCCUGGUGGCCAAAUGUUGUGCGGCAGGAAACGUUUCCACGGAAUCCAACCUUCAGGCCAGACUUGGAUUCCACCCAGUCGAAUUCAAAUGUCAUUACACAUUAGGGCCUCACGAAACAGUACAUGCCAGAAAUAUUUCAUGGCAGAUAGAAAGUGUAACAGGAAGCGGACAAUUUGAAACAAUUGCUGAAUUCUCACUUCCAAAUGCCCCCAGACAGUCGAACCAGUACGUCACUACCUCAGUUGGCACGGAUUUCAAAACCCGAUCCGCACUGCUUAAUGUGGUUAGCUCUGGUUCAAACUCGUACACGGCCGUGUUCAGACUGAUUGAGGUGAGGUGUGAAGAUGAGGGUAAUUUCAGAUGUUCGGUCGUAUUCUCCAGCACGAGUGGAUCCACCACGGUAUCGUCUGACGUGUCUCUAUUUCUAACGGCCCCUGCUGAAAAGCCAUAUAGGGCCCCAGGUCCUAUACCCGACGAUUUAGAAGAAGGUAUGAGUGUAAAGUUUUCUUGCACGGCCAACGUAGGGAAACCACCAGGGAACAUCAAAUGGUGGCGUUAUCAGCAGGGGCGAUCGGUCCCUAAUUUCAUGGGGCAGUCGGAUACCGUACCUCUAAUGAAGACGGACGUUUGCGCCUACAAUGUGACCAGCUACAUAUCCGCGUUCACAAUGUCGAGAAACGAUGACAAGUCUGUGUGGAGAUGCUCCGUCAAUAACAACCUGUUAACGGCCUAUCCCGACUACGACAAACCGUACGAGGAAACUAAGGGAAUUCGAGUCUACUACAAAGUUGAAACUCCUUCUAUCGAGGUAAUACCAAAAGGUCCACGGUACGAGGUUGGAGCCAGCUUAACCAUAUACUGCACGGCUGAUGGCAACCCAAGUCCGCUGAUUGACAACCACAUUAAUUACUAUCUGUGGAUAUUCAGAGCUAGGGGAACUGCCAAGGACAUCGUCCUCACCUCUAAUAACGGCCUUCUGGCUCUUCAGAACCUCCAAGUAGAGAAUUCUGGGAAAUACACUUGUACUGCUCACAAUAGUUACAAUGGGAAGGAGUUCAGUAGCUCUAACCACAUAGAGGUUAUUAUACAAAUAGGUAAGCAUUUUCUUUAUCACAUUGUCAGUUUUAUCAAAAACGUAAUUCUUGAAAGUCUAUCGUCAAAUUUAUGUUGGUCAGGAGAAAUUUCAACUAUACCGAUAAUACAAGCCGGCGCCGGACGUAGUGAAGUCACUUUUGAAUGUAAUUACACUCUAACUGGUAACGAGCUAGUCUAUCCGGGAGGAAUCGCUUGGGAAGUAGAGAAAAAUGGACAUUACGAGGAGAUUGCAACAUUUUCCCCUCCAGAUUUUCCUGAUGAUAUAAACUCUUUUUCGUCUACAGAAUCAGGUUUGAUGUUCAUGAAUCGGUCUGAGUUGUUAAACGUGACGACCAUUGCUCCCAGUUCGUUUUAUGUAGCGAUGAGAGUUACAGAUUUGGAAUGCUCAGAUGAGAAUAAGUAUAAAUGUGUCAUAGACAUAAGACAUACAGCGGGACCUUCUCCUCUCGAGUCUUCUUCAUCACUUAUAUUCAGAUCCCCGGCAGAAGCACCUUAUGAACCUUUUAGAGAUGUCCCUCAUGAUAUCGAGGAGGACAUGUCAUAUAACUUCUCAUGUUCUGCUGACGUUGGUAAUCCUCCUGGGAAAAUCAAGUGGUGGCGCUUCAGGCAUGGGGUGUUGCAGCCCGAUUUCAUGGGCGAAUCUUUAGUUCCCACCACCCAUCCUGGACUGUGUGUCUUCAACGUAACUAGUUCUAUUGAACUUAACAUGACCAAGGAGGAUCACCGAUCGGUAUGGAGGUGUUCUGUGGACAAUGAGCUGCUGACGACUUCGCCAGAUUACAACAAGCCUCACCAAGAAUCCCAAAAGAUCAACGUAUUUUAUCCUGUUGGAAUUCCCAUAAUAAGCAAAGUGCCUGAUCACUCCCAGUAUUUGAAUGGUUCCAUGGUGACCUUACACUGUACAGCGCUUGGUAAUCCUAGACCAAAUGGCAAUGAUAAUGACACUAUUAACAAAUAUGUGUGGACCUUCCAGGGACUAAACACUGACAAUGUUACCGAACUGUCCACAGAAAACGGAACAUUAUUCUUGCGGAAUUUGCAGGAAGAUGAUUCUGGAAUGUACGAAUGCUUUGCUUUCAACGGCUUCAAUGGAAAAUUAUUUAAUGCAUCCCAAAAUAUUGAGAUACGAAUAGUUCGGCCAGAAGCUGAGACGCAAAAUACAGUUCGGCCAGAAGCUGAGACGCAAAAUACAGUUCUCGUAAUCUGCCUGUCCGUUUUGAGCGGUCUAUUUUUGGUGACGAUUCUAGUGAUACUUUUCAUUAAAAGACACCGCUUACCUUAUUUAUGCAGGUGCAGUAAGACUUCCCCACAGUGAUUUAUUAAUUCAAGAUUCGUUAUUCCAAUAUCAUGGACCCUCAAAGAACAAUCAACAUACAAUGAUUAAAAUGACAAUUUGUGAAGGACAGAGCAUGUAUCAAUGAAUGAACAAAUGAAAAUCACGAUCAGUGAUCAAUAUCACACAUUGUAAAUCAUAUAAACACAAGAAUGAUUACACUUUAUAUGCUAAAAUAUAAUGAUACAGAUCUAUCCUGUGUAAAAUUAUAAACUUUAAAGUGGAAGGCUGCUUCAUAAAAAUUACUACCGAUGAAAUAUGUUUACUUUCCAGAGUUUAUAGAAAUGUACAUUUCAAAGAAUUUGACAGACCAGAAACCGACAAUGUACGUAACAUGUAGGUUUUGCUUCAGUGCAAUUAUAUUUCAUAAGGGAAUUGCAUUUGUGAUCAAUUCAACAUGUCAACUUUUGUGAUUUUAAAUUUGAUAAAAGUUCUUUAGAAACUUUAA
This is a messenger RNA of Ostrea edulis (European flat oyster), 3091 nucleotides long. RefSeq lists its product as uncharacterized. The transcript is spliced from 11 exons. NCBI's taxonomy places the organism in Eukaryota, Metazoa, Mollusca, Bivalvia, Ostreida, Ostreidae. The record is from RefSeq and is a predicted model, not a curated record. The coding region runs from base 130 to 2625 and encodes 831 amino acids.